AGAGAAGAAAGUCCUGCAGCAGUCACCGUCACCAUGAAGAUGCUGAUUGUGUCUGCACUUGUUUGUGCCAUGAUGGUUCUGACCAGAGCGGCUGCUCCUCCAGAGGAAACUCCCCAAAAUGAAACAGAGAUUCCCCUGGUCAAGAGAUCGACAGAUUGUUCCUCGGACUGGUCUUUCUUAGGUGGUCGCUGUUACCACUAUGUUCCAACACUUAUGAGCUGGGCUGGAGCUGAGAGACACUGUCAGUCCCUGGGUGGAAACCUUGCAUCUGUUCACAACAGCCAGCAAUACUUUGAUAUUCAGAGGCUGAUUUCUCAAGUCACUCAUAAGAACGACCCGGCAUGGAUUGGAGGCACUGAUGCACAAGAGGAGAGUCAAUGGUUCUGGAGUGAUGGCACACCUUUCCGCUACCAAUACUGGUGUCAGGGAGAGCCUAAUAACAACAAAGGCAAUCAGCAUUGUCUGCAGAUGAAUUACUCAGCUGACAGGUGCUGGGAUGACCUCCAGUGCUCCAACAAGUUACCGUCUGUCUGUGUCAGGGAGAGAUGCUGAUUCCAGGUCUGACACAGAGACAUGAAGAACCCAUUAAAAGCACAAACACUUGUGUUGUGCGCAUGCUUUCAUAUAAAUCUUUCUUUACACCCUCAGUCUCACAUGUGAGCUGAGUUUGUCUUUGCUAUCGCUGUAACGCUACUGAAGGAAUGAAGCAACAAGUGACAUAAACAGGAGCUGGACUGUCUCUGAGGCCUUGUGCCUUUAAUGAGAGCAGACUGAAUGUGUUAUGAAAAGAAUGCUUUUAGCACAAAUCUACAUAUAUUCUGCAAAGUAAACUCUUCUUUCUUGUCUUAUGCAAAAUUAAAGGCUCAAGCAUCCAAACAAA
This is a messenger RNA of Epinephelus fuscoguttatus (brown-marbled grouper), 880 nucleotides long. RefSeq names its product ladderlectin-like. The transcript has 7 exons. Gene Ontology annotation, molecular function: signaling receptor activity. NCBI's taxonomy places the organism in Eukaryota, Metazoa, Chordata, Actinopteri, Perciformes, Serranidae. The coding region runs from base 34 to 552 and encodes 172 amino acids. The record is from RefSeq and is a predicted model, not a curated record.